Molecule: messenger RNA, 9966 nt
Organism: Amoebophrya sp. A25
Lineage: Eukaryota; Dinophyceae; Syndiniales; Amoebophryaceae
Source: the annotation of a GenBank genome assembly
AGGCUCAGGUGGAGCAUGAACCUAAAAGUGGGUGGAGUGUGUACUAUAUUUCUUAUUUUCAUGUUGACCCGUUUACAUUUUCACCCUUCAUCGACAUUCAUUCAAGAGUUACGCUGUGUCUGUAGUACUUCCAACACCCAACUGUUCGGUAGUCAAGACAUCCCUCACCAUGUGCUAACUAUGAACCUAAAGACUUACGACCAUGCAGACAAAUCAUGUCCCACGUUAUAGGUCAGAAAAUGCAGUUAAUGGACUUGAAUGAUGAACAAACAAGCUUCGAUGAGAAUCAACUAAUCGAGGAUGAUAUUUUCCCGGGUGAAGGGGAAUGUGGGUGAAAGGCAACUUGCUACAUCGAAAAAGAUUGAGGAUGAUAUUUUUGAUCUAGUAGCUCCUCGUGCGACUUUUCUGUUGCCACGUCUCACCAAAAAUCUUUUUCAGUAGUCUAGUGUGAACGUUGUUCCCGUUCUUGAAUACUCAAGUAGCACCUUAAUAUGAAGAUUUGCAGGCGUCGUCAAUCUUCGUUGUCCUCUUUAGAUUUUUCAUUGUCCGUUUCUUGUUUAAACCAUGAUCGACCUUUGAAGAUCACUAGAAGCAUAUUAUGAAAUUAUAGAAUAUCACCACGAGCACGAUAUCCUACGCUAGGUUUGCUACCCUAUCCACCUAAACUAGAACCUCUUAAUAUUAAACAAGUCUUCACAUCCUACACUACAGCACCUAUGAAUCCUAUCCACCUAAACUAGAACCUCUUAAUAUUAAACAAGGCUUCACAUCCUACACUACAGCACCUAUGAAUCCUAUCCACCUAAAAUAGAAUGUAGACCACUCGAACCUAGAACCUAGAACCUAAGCUAGACCUAGAGCCUAAGCUAGAAUCUAUAGUACCAUUACAUUUACAUCUAGACCAUUAGUGCAAGUCACAAGAUGCACAAGGCGGUGCUCACCGGAUUGAAGGAUCGUGCUAGCGUCUUGGGGAGCAAGGCCGGCCGCGUGAUCCGCACGAGUGCCGGCGCAUCCUUUUCUACCUUCGUCGAAGGUAAUGAGGACAACGAGAGCACUAGUGCCCUGUGGAAGUGGGCCUACAAGAGGCUGAAUUUUGGACGAUAUCAAUUAAGGCUCUGAAAUAGUUGUAGAACAACCUACUUACAAUUAAAUCUCGUCCAUUCAACCUACAAUUUUUAUCUCGUCCAUUCAUCAACGAGAGCACUAGUGCCCUGUGGAAGUGCCCUGUGGAAUUAUCUCGUCCAUUCAUCAUCUUAAAGGGAACAACACUAUAGUAAGGAAAAAACACAAAAAUAAACGUGGCAUCUCUUACGCUUAGCCAAGGAUAGUGAAAAGAUCUGCGCUAAAAGAACCAUGGGACGAAAGCAUUCAGCGGACGGAUAUCGAAUAUUACCAGCCAAAAGCAUGGGUGCGUUUACUAGACCGAUUUGGACGUCGUAUGGACAAAGCUGGCGAGACCUCACCCGGUGACUUACCGCCAACAGUCUGCGGCGCCUGCUGUUCUUUAGCGCUCUUUGCUUUCGUCGCCUUAUUUGCGCAAGUCGCUCUGGGCGACUUGUUUUCGGACCAGAGGAGUUUGCGGACUUGGGGUGACAUCGUCAUAAAUGUGGACUACCACUGCAAGAAAUUGGCUUCGCAGCAGAACCGGAUGGGUGCAGCGGUCACCCCGCGGUACAGAGAAUCACUCGGACUAGGCAGUGUAGUUUUACCGGAAGAUAAUGGCAAUGGUGCUAAUGCUAAUGGUGGUGGAAACAGUGAAGCAGUCUUCACUCCGAUCGACCUGUCUGCGAGAGAUGCUUGGUCAAUCUCCGGUUGCGCAUUCGAUUCGACCUAUUUCGAAGAUUGGCCCAUGACGCAAGCGAAUCCCCCGUUUCUAGAUGUCCCGGCGUUGAACAUAGCGUGGACCCAGCGGAUAGAGUUUUAUGAGGCGGACAACAAGACAUCGCUGGCCAAGAUCAAGUGGAUCGACAAGAACGGGAUCCAUUUUGGCGGAACGUCCCGUCAAGGCGAAGUCCCGGUUGGCUUUGGAGCAGAAGAAAAGAUAUCAGUCGCAUUCAACAGUUAAGGCUCCGACCUGCGCUCACUUUUUAUUCUAUUAAGUACCCUGUAGUAAAACUAAAAGUAGGAGCGCUCACUUUUUAUUCUAAGUACCCUGUAGUAAAACUAAAAGUAAUUCAUCUUAACAAAAACAAUAUGAACCUCUAUAUGAUUCAUCCUGUUACUUGACAUGAGUAGACACAACUUCGACAGCAUCUUUGGUCAUUCCUUUUAUCCUUAAAGAGAAUUCACAACCAAUACUACCCUAUAAUUCAUCACCCGCUUAAUUCAUCUUAAGAGCCUACAUCUUUGAUGACUCUCAUUUUAUCAGUAAGGAGGAAACAGAAACACUUCAAAGUAAGAUGCGCUUACGCUUCAAGAUCAAGAUGAAUGUCAAAUAUUUAUGCAGAAGGUCUCCUCUAAGGUGGUUACCCCUUUGGCGGCAGUGAGUUCGAGAGCCCCUUGCCGAACACGACGCGGUAUUUACGCGACAUGGCGGUAAGCUCAGCCACCCACAAUUUCGCCGAAUCGUUGCGAUACGCGUAUGCGGAUCUGGGUUUGAUGGAGAGUUACAGUCAAUUUUUUGACCACGAAGCGGUCGCUUUUGUGAGGUUAGACCGGAAACAAUUGCGAAAUGUAAAAUCCUGCCAAUUACAAUUCGGAUUGGUCAACCGCUACCAGUACGAAGCGCUACGGCCGUUUCUUUUGAAGUACAGUCGCGAGUACCAAAAGCAGACGCUGAUGAACACCUUGAGUUAAGGCUUCCGCUAAUCCAUCUCAUCCAGGAGGAUCUUAGGUCUGUUCUUCCAUUUAAGGGAAAAAACUUCUUCGAGGUGAGUUUCAAGAUGGAUUAGGGUAAGCGCUAAUUGAGUACGGGGAACUUUACUUGGGGCCGUAAGGGCUACACAAACUUGGAGACGGGAACAUACAGGAGAGAAGCGGGCAAUAGGGAUAACAUGAUGAUUUUGCAAAGCGGGUGGACCGAAAAUUUUGCCAAAGUCUUCAUGCAGUCAACGAGCUUUGGAAAGUAUCAAGUCAAUGUGGAAAGACAAAUGCGUGGCAACUUGGGGUUUGAUACUGGAGUGAGCAAUGCAACGAACAACGGCAAUGGUCAAGCCAAUAUUAAUGGUCAAGCCAACAAUGCUCCUUGGAAACUACCUUUAGAGUUUACAGAUUGGAUGUUUUUCGCUUCGUACGUGAAUAAUUUCCAGCAUAGUGUUGAGGCCGUCUCCUGCGAUGGACGAUCCGGGAAGUUCUUCAAUGCUGUGUACGUAAAAGCCGAAGCUCCAGAUAAGUUGGCCUCCGUGUUAAAGUUGAAUUAAGGCUAGAAGUUGAAACUCCAGGUCUGUCGAUGUUGAUCUUGGCCAGCAUCUUCGGUCCGUUUUCUAAGGUUUCGAAACGGGGGUCACCAGGAGGAUGCUCUAUAUAAUUAAAGACGGGGCCUAUAAUUAAAGACGGGAUCUUCAUGAUGUCUUCUAGCUCUAAUUAAAGACUCCGGUCAAUUUGUGGGCGAAACGAUUUCCGUUUUACAUCCUCGUGACCGGCAAUAGUGGGACCGAGAAAAUGCUGGUCACCGGGAAAAAUACGGAAGGGACUGGGAACACUACAGUGACCAAAAGUGACGAGAUUAAGGUCAUCCGCGGUUCGCAAAUAGGCAGUACGCGAUUGAAUCACGCAGUGACGCCGCCCACUGAGUAUCCAUUAAGGCUUCAGCCCAUCUUUUGGACUAUCUUCUGGUGUCAAUUUCUACUCCAAAGGGCCUGUGGAAAAUGUUCAUGUUCUAAACGGUCGGUGUCAAUUUCUACUUCAAAGGGCAUUCUGUGGAACAAGAUGUUCAUGUUCUAAAAGAUGAACCUUAACCUUGCGUCUAAAUCGUGCCGUUUCAACUCCAGCUCUGUGGGUGUGUCCACCCAACCGCUACAAUGAUCAGCAGUUUUGUGACUGUAACUGCGGAAUGACGGACCCUGACUGCUUGUUGGGUAUUUAUCCUACGAGUUAUUGCUCUGAAGGUGAAGUCUGUUCGCCUGCUGGACGGUGCACUUACGGCUCAUAUUUUCUACUUAUCUAAAUGAUGUUGAACUACCGGACGACGAACAGGUAAGUUAACCACCUGUAAGUUAACAGCCAGUAAGUUAAAGUUCUGUAGUUAAUGGCUACAGCUGUAAGUUCUGUUGAUUAGUAGUCUUCUUUUACCCAGUGAGUCCUUUUCUGGGACCACUCUGAUAGUCCUCUUCCCACUGAGUCCUUUUUUUUUUGAGGAGAGACAGAUGAAUUAUUGUGCGCGCUAAUAUACAUUACCCUUGUACGAUCCCGCGUCUCAGGACGUAGCAGUGUCUGAGCCCUGCGAGCGAAUGCACAUGCCUGGCGACACUAUGUUGCACGGCUAUUUUGGCCACAGUACCGAUUUCGUUGGGCUGAAUGGUGGUAGUUGCCAGGUUUGCCCCUACGAUGAAUUGUACAACGGUAUGAAAGGAAAAAGUGUACUCAUGAUUAUACUUCUCAAGAAAACAGACAGGCUGUAGUUUCCUAGUACCUAGAAAGUGCCUAUUUAUUUCAUGGGCGGGAUGUUGAGUAGUGCGCUUUUUCCUUUCAUACAAGGCCGUACGAACCGGAACGAGCAAAACGAGUACGUCUGUCAGUACCGACCGGACGGCGACGUGGCUGCCAAAGACGGCGUUCUAGCCUUGGACGCGACGACGAUCAAGGAGUACGGCACCUACAGGGACGCGACGAACACGAGUACAGUCACGGUGCCAAGUAUCAUAGACCAGUAUCGCGUUGUGAGAGCCUCUCUAGGUCCGAAAGCAGGCUUCCCUUUGAAAACGUCAGUGUCGGAAGGAACAAACUUCACAGUGGAAUUAAAUCGGGGAAUGGGCAUUCACGAAUUGGUCACUGCGAUAAAGACCGAAGCCGUGGACGCCAAUACAAAAACGCAAAUUCUCCACUUAUUACGGCCAAUGCAAAGACGCAAAUUCUCCAGUAAAAGCACAAAAGUAAAACAGCCGGCUAGCUCUCCCUCUAUUCGUAGGCUUAUCCCUUCUGGCACUUAUUACCGCUUCCCUUCCUUCAUUUUGAGAACACAAGCAUCUUCGAUCGUUUCCCUCGGAGGAAGACACACGUCGUCAAAGUAGGGUGACGGCUUUGAAGAUGAGUUGAAAGUCGGAUUUUUACUUUGUUCCAGAUAGAGGUUGAAAGUCGCAUUUUGGGUUCGUUCCAGGUGAAUUUGUGGUUGCAAGCUCUAAACUUGAAAGCCAAUGGUCGCACUUUUAGGUAUCGUCAUUUUGCGAGCGGCGCAAUGGCAAGUUCAAUGACGAAGGAUUAUUCGGACAUGAUCAUGCAGUUGGACGACGAAACCAAGCCUUUUUCAACGAUUGGGCCUUACAGAGUGCAGAUUGACAGUUCCGAAAUUUUGAUUCGCGCGGGUAGUGUAGGAGACAAGUCUAGUUCCAGCUUGGGGUCUGGAUUGACCGGACCUGCUGCGGCAGGAGGUGGUAAAAAUGCUACUGUGCUGUUGCGAAGAUUGUCGGCAGAUGGGCAGUGGAAUGAAGGGAUCAUGGAGGAUGGUUGGAGUAGUAAUGCGGCUAGCAGCUAUAGAAAUUAUGAAACGGACAUUUUCUUAUCCGGAGCAGCCGCAGGAGAAUUGUUGGAAUUAUCGGAGUCGGAUGCAGGAAGGAGAGCAAGAUUACGAAAGACAGACGAGGAAGUACUGGCAGCGAAACGACGACGUUUGUCUUUGCCAGAGGUACAAAAAUACCAAGGGUCCUAUCAUGGCUCUGGUGGUGCGUUAUCUCGAGUACAACAAGAUGAGUACAAGUCCUCUGCUGGUGUACAACAUGGAUUAGCUGCUUCCUCAGUAGAUGUCGACCACGACACCAGCAUAGAUGAAGUACAACAGCGUCGUUUCUUGACAGCCAAUAGUAGUGGCAGUAGCAAUGGCACGGAUAAUUUGACGCUUGGAACCAAUGGCACAACGGCGAGUAUUAACACCUCUGCCUCCAACGCUAGUGCCCCUUCGGGAGCACUGAAUCUAGGAGUAACUACCUUGAGUGUUUCUACAGUGAAGUCUUGCGCUGUCUCCAACCCAGAGAGGCAGAGAUUGGAUGUCAACGACUACCCUAUUGGCCUGACUUCUGCUGGCGUCCGCGGCACCCUAUCCAGGCAGUACACCGCGAAUCUGCCGUCUGAGGAUGUGUCGAUUUACCGCUAUUUUUAUCCCGACGUGGAGAAGAUCGCUGCUUCUUCUCUCGCUGGCGAUUCUGCUGUGAAAAGAAAGAGUCUAACCGCGACAAACCUCUACUUCAAGGAUUCCCCUGAGAACACAGUUCCUGGGGCAACCAACUGCUUCACGAGCUUUUACCAAACGCCUUACGCCACUGCGUGCGCCGUAGAAGCGAAGGAGUACAAGCUGUUCUUGUACCUCCAGACCCCUCCAGCCAGUAGCAUCGAUCCAGCGACAAAUAAGGGGCUGCUGGAUCCUAAUCCUGGCACCGGAACCUGGACUUUGACCACGGGCGUUACUCUAGGAACGGCAGCCUUUGGCUUAAGCAAUUUCGCACAGCUGGAACGGGCUCUAGGUGAGGGCUUAGCCCGUGCGUUCGGCAUGCCGAAUCCGGUUGCGACUGCGCCAGACAUCGCGAGUGUCAGGAUUCAAGGACCGGUCAACUUCGCAGCUGUCCCUUACUCGGAAGUCCCUAGCAAGCGAGGUUUCAACGCAGACGUGUCGUUUCGCAUACGGAAAUGGCAUGACCUGCCGUUUUACAUGGAAGCCGCGAUGGCUGCUUUUGAUCCGGCCACAGUCAAGCAAGAGAUCAACACGGUGUUGAUGAACCAUCAAGAUUUACAGAAUUUUUAUGGAAACCUGCAAUACGACGGCAGUUCUCACGCUGGAAAUCCACUGAAUGAUCCGUCACAAGGAUUUCGCGUAUUGGCUCUGCAUGGUUUACAACAUGUAAGGCGAAGGUUGGACGAUUCUACUACUUCUGAUGAAGAAGAAGAAGAUGCGAGAAAAAGGCAACUAGAACUGGCAGAGGACAGUAGAGCACUGGUAAGCCAGUUGGGAGAAAAUAGAAUGAUGAACACGCUGAACUCUGAGAACUUGUUUGCUGAUCCGUCAACACGACUUGCUCGCACCCCUCGCCGUCAGCUAAGUGCAGAGACCGUGACCCUGACCUACGAUUUUAGGUCAGAAUUUCAGAUCCUGCUCACUCUGACCCCGGACGGGACCAAUCCAGCGGUGUUGGCUGGUGAUCCUAUGUUCCUUUCCGCUGUGAAACGGGCAAUCAUUGCAGCCGGUGAAAGCCUAGGUAUUACACGUGGUACGAUUUCGGAGACGCAGUUAGCCGUGGCCUGUUUUUCGGACACGUCCAGCUUUGGCGAACAGGAGAUCUACGACCCCUUGACGGGGAAAAUGGUGAAAGUGAAGAGAGGAGGGGGUAAGAAGCGUGAAUUGACUGCUGUUCUUACUGAAGAACACACGAUCCGCGUUGAAGUGGAAUUAACGGGUCAUAGUGCGGGGAAAUCUUUAUCACUGGCAUCUGCGGAUGGGACGUUUUUGAGUCCGCUUUUCUCCACCGAAUUGGCGAAGCAUGCAAACGUGACCGAAGUGAAAGACGUCGCUUAUACGCCAGCAGGCAGGCCGUCGGCGGUUCAAAAUGACGACCAGACCCCAGCUAAAGCCGAUUUUUCUACCAUCGCGGAAUUUGUGCAGAUCAAAGCCCAUCGCCCUUGGUGUGAUUUCUCAACUGCAACUGGAAAACCAGGCAUCGACCACAAUGGAGUGGACUAUUCCAGUGUUGGCCGAUCCAGUAUCUUCUGCGACGGCUUGCACGAUGGGUUGCUAGUCGUCAAUGCAGCUGGCUUCUCGAAUGAGGCACUCGUGCCUAGUAACUCGAAUAUGCGGUUACUAGUUCGUGGCAGUGCGAGUGACGGCAGUUCGACAGCCCCUAUGGAGGUAAGGAAGAUCAAGAAAGCCUACCAAUGGCUCUUUCCGACCGUAGACCCAGUUUCUGGCGCUUUGGGGGAUGACCAAGUGACGCCCUGGAUCUGUGCGCCAGAAUUGUGGGCUGACGGCACCUGCGACUGCAACUGCGGUCGUCCGGAUUGGGACUGCAUGGGCGAUCGUGGGAUUCCACAACUGUUUGUUGAAGAACGUCUGGAUGAUCCGACUAGCACCGUUGCGGUCAGAGUAAACUGUCCUAAGGGAAACAAUGUGGGUGUGAAAGUUCCAGAAUUAAGCGGUGGCACUUUGCCCCCAACUUGUGGCCAGAUUAAAUCCGAACCUGAAACUUACGCCUACUGCGAUUUCAAGACGGGAUUGCCAACUAGUGUCCGCACAAACCACUUCACGGAUGCCACAAGCUUCAAUGGCACGCGUUUAGCUGCGCCAACUUAUAUGCGGUACUUAUGGGAAGUGAUUGAGCUAGAUUGCCCCUUAGUCGGGGACCGACCGGUCGGAACCAUCGUGGAAACUCUAGGCGUUUCCGAAGUCACGGCAGCUGCGUUUCAAGCGAACGUUGUGGCCAGUGCCAGUGCCUACGUGGACACUGGGUUGAUGUCCGAGGCGGCGGAUCCAGACGGGCAGGGGGACCAUGACGAUGACGGUGGAGGCGGAUUCGGUGGCGGUGGUGGAGGCGGCGGCGGUGGAGCUAUGUUGAUGGACCCUGCCUGUUUAGUCCCCAAUCCCCCACCCUUUUGUGGCGGAGGCAUCAAAACAGCUGCCGAUGGAUCGGUAGUCCAGACACAACCAGUUGUAAAAGCGAAUUUGAAAGUGAAGAUGAAAUUGCCUAAUAAGGCCACGACUGGAGCCGAUUUGAUGAAGGAUCCAGAAGUUGUGCCCGCAUUCCAAAGCGCGAUGGCGCGGACAUUAAAAGUACCAAGCUACCAAGUACGCGUAACGAAAAUCACGGUCACGCAUGCUCCUCGCCAACUGUCUUUUGUUGAAGACUCCGAGUCGGAUCCUUUUCUUGUUGUUGAAGCCUUUUACAAAAAUAUGCUGGAUCAUGGUGAAUUAGGAGUAGGCGCUGAAACAACUGCCUUUUCGCUGCGUCAGAUGCAAAGCACCCAGAAUGAUCCUGGAGAACUUCUACUAGAAUCUGGAGGACUAGGACUAGGACGACAAGCUCCAACAAACUCCCAGAAACGGCGUCUUGCUUCUACUGCCGCAGUGAGCUUCCAAUUUGAAGUUACCCAGGACACGGAGGCUGACGCAAACACCCUCCAAAGUAAUUUAGAGCGAGCGGUUUCUAAUGGUGCUACAGCGAUGACCAGAAAUCUGCAGCUGUCGUUUUCCUCGGUCGCCACUAUAAAAAUCGACGCUGAAGAGGUUGCGGAGGUUGAGACGCAAGUGGCGGUUCCGAGUCGCGACGACUUGGAAUCGGUUGGGGGUGUUGUUCCUGGGGGCGAUCCCUAUGCAGGUAUAGGAGCCGCAGUCCCUGGUGGAAUGUAUGGACCUGAUGACGGAGCAGGGGACGGCUUUGAUGACGGAGCAGAAGACGGCUAUGGGGGUCCAGCCUAUCUUGAUCCCGGUGCGGGUUAUGAUCCAGACUUUGGCUCGGGCUACAACGAUCCUGGUGGCUAUGUUGACCCUGGUGGCUAUGUUGACCCAGUAAGAGAUGGCUAUGUAGGAACACCAGCAGUCGAUCCGGAUAAAGGGGCUGAUCCAGCAGUGCCAGCAGUGGAUCCGGAUAAAGGGGCUGAUCCAGCAGUGCCAGCAGUGGACCCGGAUAAAGGGGCUGCUGGUGUUGGCGCUGGUGUUGGAGCUGGCGCGGGUGUUGGAGUUGGCGCUGGUGUUGGAGCUGGCGCGGGUGCUGGAGUUGGCGCUGGUGUUGGAGCUGGCGCGGGUGUUGGAGUUGGCGCUGGUGUUGGAGCUGGCGCGGGUGUCGGCGCUGGCGCUGCUGGUGUUGGAGCGGGCGCCGCUGGCGGUGGCACUGA